UUAAGUCACACAUAUAGUUACACUCUCAGUCACUUAUACAACCCAGCUUUUCUGCAACUCUCUCGCACAAAAAGCUCCAAAGUUCAGUCGAAGCUCCCUCCUAGCGGGGAGGAUUUUUUUAAUACACUCACAGGGCUCAUUGAAAGACUUAUAAUGCAGUGGGCUGCUUCUUGGCUUUGCAUUGCAGCGCCUUUGUUUUUGCUCUGCUUUGCUCCAAGUUGUCCCUCUGCUCAGAAAUAUCCAAAGUGUUGGCAUGACAGACGCACUCAGAUCCGUCAGAAGCAGCACAGCAGGAAAACGUUCUGUGAUCCUUCCUUCAGCAACCAGACAGCAGGUGCUGUCACUCAGAAGUGCAGCUCUGGCUUCUACAGAGAGUGGGCCGGACCGAACAGGGGCCAGUGUGUGCCAUGCAGCUGCAACGGGCUCUCCGAUGAGUGUGAUGAGCGUACAGGGAACUGUGUGAAAUGUCAGUUCGACACUGCAGGAAAUCGCUGUGAACGUUGCAAGGAGGGUUAUUUUGAAGAUCCAGUGAACAGAACCUGUCGUGCCUGUCCAUGUCCCUUUACAGAGAACAAUUUUGCACUGGCCUGCCUCGAUGUUGGCUCAGGAGUGGUGGAAUGUUUGUGUAAACAUGGUUACAGUGGAGUCAGAUGUGAGAGAUGUGCAUUUGGUUAUUAUGGCAAUCCCAUGGUGCAUGGGGGCAUGUGCAAGCCCUGCAACUGCAAGAAGAAUGGUUUGAACAUGUGUGAUUCUCUGACUGGAGAGUGCAUCACAUCGGGUAAUAGUAACUGUGGGGAUCACUGUCAUGCAGAGUGUGACAGCUGUACUUACACUUUGCUGGUGGACUCGGAGAAGAUGGAUGAUGAUCUGGUUUGUCGCCUCUUUUUCCAGUCAGGAUCCUUUAUGAACGCCAUGCGGUAA
Messenger RNA from Haplochromis burtoni (Burton's mouthbrooder), 921 nucleotides. Its product is annotated as laminin subunit alpha-3-like. Lineage: Eukaryota; Metazoa; Chordata; Actinopteri; Cichliformes; Cichlidae. The record is from RefSeq and is a predicted model, not a curated record. Gene Ontology annotation, biological process: axon guidance. The transcript has 8 exons. Gene Ontology annotation, molecular function: extracellular matrix structural constituent. Gene Ontology annotation, cellular component: basement membrane. The coding region runs from base 154 to 921 and encodes 255 amino acids.